AGAGUUUCAACAGAAGGCUUCAACGACACACGACACCCCUAUCAGCAUAGCAUUGGCCUACAUAAACCCGGCGAUGUAUCAGCGAUAAAAGAGAGUGGAUUUUGUUGCUGUUGAGGAUUUGACAUCCUUAUUUCAGUUUCUUUAUUUGAUUGUGCAUUUAGUUUUGAUUUUUUUCGAAGUCAAUUCGCCGAUUAGCCCUAGCAUCAUGAGAUUGAGAGGCAUUUCACAGACAGAGGUAUGGAUGUGCGUCUGGAUUCUUGUAACAAUAGUCACCACUUCUGCUGUUUUAAAGUCACCAUGCCUGACAGAACUAAGGAGUUUUUGCGGCGUCCUUCGACUACCAUUGGGUCGUGAGAUUCAGUUAGUCCCUAGGUCAUUACGAAACAUCUCUCAUACACCCUACAAACUCCUGAAGUCUCUUGGGAAUUCGAGUUUUAUCUGCACACUCCCAGUUCCAACGCUUAAAGAUGAUGGGGAAUGGAAUACGACUCAAUUAAUUACGUCUCAUCAGGCAACCAUUACUCAUGAAACUACAACUGGGAUAUCAGUCCAAAUAACAGGAGAGACUGGUGGGACUACAACUCCUAUUUCGACCCAUAUCAUUUCUGGAAAAGGGACUUCUGAAGCACCUGCACCUGCGACUGAAUCGACUGCAGUUCUUGGGACGGAUGUAACGAAGAUGAGCUCUGAAGCAACUGCACCUGCGACAGAAUCAACCGCAGUUGCAGGAACGGAUGUGAUGAGUACUGAAGCACCUGCAUCUGCGACAGAAUCAACUGCAGUUCCUGGAACGGACGUGACACAAAUGAGUUCUGAAGCAACUGCACCUGCGACAGAAUCAACCGCAGUUCUUGGAACGGAUGUAACGAAGAUGAGCUCUGAAGCAACUACACCUGCGACAGAAUCAACCGCAGUUCCUGGAACAGAUUUAACGCAGAUGAAUUCUGACGGAGAGUCUUUUACAGAUGUUACUACGACUGAAGGGUACGAAACUUCUCCUUUGACUUCAUCUUUAUCUACAAAAGCCAAAACCGAUCCGACCAGUACAAGUGUUCCCACCACGAAAAAUUCGUCUUCUCUGUCAGUGCUGUGCCCUUCCAACUUCGUCCUCUAUGGCCCCAAGUGUUACCACUUUCCACCUGUUGAUGAUGUAACCUCCUACAUGAAUUACACCCAAGCCAAAGACUACUGCUUCAGUGAGGUAUCCACGGGAAUGGCCGAUGUAACACCGUUGACCAUCAACAGUCUUGACGAGAAUACGUUCUUGGUUGAUGUUCUCCAAGACGUUGUGGAUAUCACUGGGAAUGAUUUGGUUUGGGUGAACUGUGAUCCGAAUGAGCGUUUCGACUGCAUUCCGGAUUCAUCUUUGGUUAAUCAACCUUUGAAUGAUAUCUGCACUAUUCUGUCUCUCAUCGACGGUCUCUGGUACGGCGUCGACUGCUCAUACUUAGCUUUUGUUGUUUGCCAAUUUAUUCCCGAUGUGGAUUGGUCGAGCAGUUCCGAACCUGAAUUUAAUUUGGGGAUAAUAGGCAUAGGUAAAUGAAAUGUCAAAUAAUGGAAUACAUGUAGUAAAAAAUACGUCAUUGAACCGGAGUAUAGGGGAGUUUUUCAUCAUCAUGUUACAUCCAUUCACAUAUUAAUCAUAAUUGUUUCCAUAAUAUUA
Messenger RNA from Lytechinus variegatus (green sea urchin), 1663 nucleotides. Its product is annotated as mucin-17-like. The transcript is spliced from 6 exons. NCBI's taxonomy places the organism in Eukaryota, Metazoa, Echinodermata, Echinoidea, Temnopleuroida, Toxopneustidae. The coding region runs from base 206 to 1543 and encodes 445 amino acids. The record is from RefSeq and is a predicted model, not a curated record.